AUGGGAAGGUCAAAAUCAGCCUCCCGAGCUGAGCUGCUGAAGAACAACUGCUGCCGCUUGGCUUCACCGUCUCCAGCAUCCCUCGGCAUCGCCGGGGCGGCACCGAAAUCCCCCACUUGCCUCCAAAGAGUGAGGGAAUAUUUGAUCUUUCCCUUCCUGCAUGGCAUAGGGCCGCCGUUCCGGCUGCUGCUGGCAGGACGGAGGGCCGGGGUAGCUGCUCGUGCCACCGAAGCGAAGGAGAGCUGGGUGGCACCUGCUGGUUUAUGCGGAGCUGAGUCCCUCUCUUCAGAUGAAAAAGAGGUGGCGGCCGGCAGUGCGGAGGGAGAGGGCUCAGCCGAGGAGCACCCAGUGGGAGAGGACGGUUCCGAAAACAGCUCCAGCAGUAGCUCGGAAGAGGAAUCAGAUGCGGAGGAGUUGGAUGGAAGAAGGUCGGAUGAAGAACAGGAGGAGAAGGAACCGCCACUGCACUGCAAUGAAUCAGGAGCGAACUGUCUGCCCCUCUGUGAGCACUGCAGAAAUGAAAACGACCAGAAGGAGCAAGUGACCCCCAGGAGACUUUCUGGAGGACAACAUGUGGUGCAGCUGGACGCAGAGGGGACUUACCAGUGCAGCCUCACGGGCUUGAUUUUUGAGGUCACGGAGGCCGUCAAGAUCACGUAUUCCCUCUUAUCCUGGAGCAAAUACGCCAACCUCGUGGAAAAGCCGUGGAUUGUUGGCGGCCCCCUCUUCGACGUGCGCUGCGACUCGGCCCGCGCUCUCACCUCCAUCCAGUUUCCCCACUCCCUCUGCCUGGGCGAUCAUGGCGCUGGCAUGGCCUUCAAGGUUUUGCACAUCAAAGGCAACGACGCGGCCAUCGAGCCCUCCGCCGACUACUCGACCUCGCACGUGAAGUGGCUGGUGAGCUCGCUGUCACCGGUGGGACCCCUCAUCCAGAGCCAGGAGCCCGUGCAGUACCACGGUGCCGUCAUCCUCUACAAAGUCGUCGACCAGCAUCCCUCCUUGUCCUUUCGGGUCUACGUGGCUACAAACAACGACUCCUUUAUAAAGGAUAUCACAAGAGCCGUAAAACAUUCCAAUAAGAAAUUCAUUAAAAUUGACAAGCCCCCUGUAUGCCAAAAAUUACUGCAGAAAGGCAAGAGGUAUAGAUUAGUUUGUGAGCCAGAAGCUGAAAUAACUCCCGAGGAAAUUGAAUUUGUUGAUGGAUCUCUCUUGAAACUAAAAAGUUACAUUGAAGUCUAUUUGGAGAAACCUGAUGACUUCACCUUGUCUUUGGUUGAGCUGGAGUCUGAUGCGACCGUAUGGAAGGCAAAACUACGCGAGAGUGACUGGAUACAUUACGACCAGAACAAAAACGAGCAGAAAAGAAGCGCGGCCGGCGUCAAAAAACGGAAACCAGCCCUCAGCAUUUUGGAAGAAGAUGAGCUCUGUAGCAAAAAGCAAAAGACCGGCAAUACUACAGAUGGAACUGAAGCAAAAACCUUAACCGACCAACAGCUGAUGGUGAUCGCAAAGUUGUUUGGGAGGCAGUGGAGAGAAAUUGCCAUUGAGUGUCUUCAGAUGGAAAUGAAAGACAUCGAGCAGAUCCAGGCAACGGAAGAUGAAGUUAAUAUGCAAAAAUUUCUGGUGUUAAGCAAGUGGAGGGACAGAGAAAAAAGCAACGGUACUGCAGAAGCUUUGUACAGAAGUCUCCACGAAAAAGCGUCCUACGAGAUCCUGCAAGCCCUAGAAGGUAUCGCCAUCUCACCGUAUUUAUUUAGUUACAUCAGUGUGUUUCAGAUGUAUUUUAAGAAUUCGCAUCAGAGAGUUUCUCGGGGCGGUGCUGAGCUGGUGAAGCCUCAGCUAGAAGGAGCGCGGUGGGAGCGGAGCAUCUCCGGCUGCUUCCCUGGGAUCUCGCUGGGGUUCGGGAAGGCAGAUGCGAGGCAUCACCCCUCAGCGGACUGUUUUGGCAGCAUCUUCCACAAGAAAUGUGAAUGA
Molecule: messenger RNA, 1974 nt
Organism: Charadrius vociferus (killdeer)
Lineage: Eukaryota; Metazoa; Chordata; Aves; Charadriiformes; Charadriidae
Exons: 16
Coding region: 1-1974 (657 amino acids)
Biological process (GO): mRNA export from nucleus; regulation of DNA-templated transcription elongation; signal transduction
Cellular component (GO): THO complex part of transcription export complex
Molecular function (GO): protein binding
Source: RefSeq, a predicted model, not a curated record